This is a messenger RNA of Phytomonas sp. Hart1, 856 nucleotides long. Lineage: Eukaryota; Euglenozoa; Kinetoplastea; Trypanosomatida; Trypanosomatidae. The record is from the annotation of a GenBank genome assembly.
GCCCCAACACACAUACACACACACACACACAAAGAAGAAGAUAAACCAUGUCGGAUGCGGAUAUUUUACUUUUGACAUUAGAGGUGGAAGCUGCGGCUGCCCGGAAUGCGAAUUUGUCGUUAGCGCUCGAAAGGGUGGAAUCACAACUUCGGGGCCGUAGUGGUGAUAUGGUUGAUGGCAAUCGCAAUAAUGGCGAUCGGCCGCGUUUGGGCUCUUCGACAGUUUCCUCAUUUUUACCUAUUACGACCUCCUCUGUAAGCACUCAAACCACACGCCUUUACUCUGAGGGCGACAAAGCUGAAAUCAGGCAUUCACUCAAAAGACUCAAUGAAGUAUUUCACGAUGUUGAGGAAUGUAUGGCUUUUUUGCAACCUUCAGAGGGGGUUUUCAUGCCUGGACGGCGAGUUCGAUCGGACCAUCCCACUAUCGAAAAAGCCGUCUGUGAGAUCACAUCAUCUGUCAAAGAUCUCAGAGAGACGUGCAAGGCACGCAUAACAAGCCUUGAAGGAGACAACAUUAAAUUAAAAAAGGUCGUUGACGCCCAACGCAAGCAAAUAAAAAAUGAUGAUUUAAUUCACAAGGAGCAAAUGAAAUCUUUUGAAAAGAAAUUACUGAACCUUCAGGCCAGGUAUGAUUUGCUUGAGAGCAAACAGACUCAUUUUACCAAACCUGACUUCUCGCAUAUGCUGAGUGAAAAUGAACAGCUAAAAGUACAGAAUGAGGCUCUGACCAGCGCUUUAACUAAGCUCCAGCACGAAAUAACCUACGCUAUUCCAAAAAGUGUUAAUCUCGGUCCACAAAACUUUUGAUGAGUCAAAAAUCUGCCCAACCAGGGAAAAGUUGCCUGUGUUUGUAU